Messenger RNA from Drosophila kikkawai, 690 nucleotides. Its product is annotated as shugoshin-like. The record is from RefSeq and is a predicted model, not a curated record. NCBI's taxonomy places the organism in Eukaryota, Metazoa, Arthropoda, Insecta, Diptera, Drosophilidae.
UUUCCCCCAAACAAUAUGAUUUUAUUGCCAGACCACGGUCUCACUUGUGUACCAAAUUCAAAUAAGCUUAGAUCGUAAUAUCGCAGAGAUAUAAAAACAACCGAAAAUAUAAUAUAAUGUCGAGCAACAAGGAGUCGUACAAAGUGCUAAAUGCCGAGCUAAUGGCCGAGGUGCAGAAGCUGCGCCUGAUGAUUGCCGCCUACAAGCGGCAGGUGUCGAGCCUGUUGCGCGAGAAUAUGGGUCUGCGGGAGGCACAGAUUCUGCAGAGAGCGAGUGGAGGUGGUCAGCAGCGGCGCUGGAAACUUGACUCCAACUGUCUGGGAGCGACCAGACCUGCUCCGAACAAUCGUCGCCGAUACGGCGACAUGGACAUUGCCUUGGAGGUGUCCGAAGAAGCGCCUGAAAUAGGAAGACUGAAGCUAUCGACACCGCCUAUAGUGCCCACCAUUGACGAGGAUGACCCCACCACCACCAGUGGUGAGGAUGAAGGCUGGCAGUCGGCUAACAAGGAUGGUUUAAUACGCAAAAUCGCACGUUCCUGCUGGCGCAGAGCCAAAAUCAUUAAUUAAACAAAUAACAUAAAAAAUAGUGUUAAAUUAACAAUGUAUAAAAAAUAAUUUAAAACAAUAUUUUGGAAAAAAAAAUAAAAAUGUACUGUCAAGUUUUAAUGAAUUAGAUUUAAAAGAAUUC